UAGGAAUUGCUCGAUGGAACUUUUAAACCAUAGGGGUUUUGCUAUUAUUCACAAAACGCUGUCCUUUUUGGCUGGAGUAGGUUUGGCUGGAUUAGGAUAUGUCACUCUCUCGGACCAGCUCACCUUCCGAGUGGGCUACAGCUAUUUUGUCCUAAUGCGUAGAACAACCGUAUUCACAACCAGCUGCUCAGAAACGUGCGAAACACAGAGUAUUCAGAGGAUAUUGCUCCACUUCCCGAGUCGAAGGACUAUUUGGAAAUGGCCAAAUUUACAAUUUGCAGCACGUGGAACAGAUCGGUUUUGUACAUGCACCAGGUUCUUAGUGGAUUAUUGCACUAUGAUCGUCCUUAUGAUGAAAAGGUUUCCGAACGUAUCCAGGAGUACAAGGUCAAGAUGGAGAAAGCCAAAGAAACGCAAGAAGUGGUGGAACCAUGUGUUGUGGAGGAAAAGGCUGAAGAGCCAGAAGCAACAGCAGAAGUUGUAGUAGUAAAAGAAGAAGAAGCAAAGUAAUUUGUAUCUUACCAAA
Blastocystis hominis is the source of this 526-nucleotide messenger RNA. RefSeq lists its product as hypothetical. The coding region runs from base 155 to 484 and encodes 109 amino acids. The record is from RefSeq and is a predicted model, not a curated record. NCBI's taxonomy places the organism in Eukaryota, Bigyra, Opalinata, Blastocystidae. The transcript is spliced from 3 exons.